This is a messenger RNA of Physcomitrium patens, 4736 nucleotides long. Its product is annotated as cilia- and flagella-associated protein 70. The record is from RefSeq and is a predicted model, not a curated record. Gene Ontology annotation, biological process: cilium movement; cilium assembly. Lineage: Eukaryota; Viridiplantae; Streptophyta; Bryopsida; Funariales; Funariaceae. Gene Ontology annotation, cellular component: extracellular exosome; motile cilium. Gene Ontology annotation, molecular function: protein binding.
UUUCCAUAAAUUACUUUCCAUAGUAAAUACGUACGUUUUCAUCCACGCUGGGCGACCGGUUCUUUCCACCUCCCCAUGAUGCAAAGCAGGUCAUCAUUGACGAAAAGCGUCCUCCUCGUCUAGAGACGACUGACAAUUCCCAGUUGCAAACGGUUAUCGCCCGGGGCACAAUCACGCUGUGGUCUGGUGCCCUGCGAUUCAUCGACGAACCCAUCUGGAAGGCGAGGUGGUUAUGCAGAUCUUGUGCAAGUAGUGACCAGCUUCAUCGUAGUCACGAAGGAAUCGGACGAUUGCCGUCGUCGUAGCGAAAAAAAACGCGUUUCAAUUUCGAGAAGCUGUGAUUCAGUUCUGCAAGCGAUAGCUGGAUUGUGUGCCAGCCAAGAGCUGGUUUUGUGUCUCAAGCGCAUGAUUUGUGACAUGCAGGGAAUUCGAAAAGCGGUGAAUCGGCGUCUCUCUGUCUCUCUCUCUUCUGUGUUUCGCUGGAUUUAACGAUGCAACAGUUUUCUGUUGAGGUAGCGGAGAGUGGCUGUGUUGCUGGGGUAUUGGCGAGUAAUGAGGGUUGCUCUACUUGGGGUGGGGAUGGUUGCCAGCGCCGCAAUGGCCCUGUGGGAUCCAUGGCCAGGUGAGCUCUAGCAAUGCUCUAUCGCGUAUGAGUAUAUUGAAGCAGCAUGAUAAUGUAGGGGAAACGAGAUGGCCUCCAAAAAAGCAGCAUCUCCACUGCCUCUAACUCCGCCUUUGCCAGUGCUGGAUGAAUAUGAGGAGGGUGAGGACGAAAUUGCCCCGUGCAUCAUCAAGGUCCAGGUUGUUGCAGCCAUGAACGUUUGGGUUUUGGAAUCCGGCGAAGAGAAGUCGAAGAUAGGGUUCGACAUCCGAUUCCCGGAAGAACCACCUCCUCCUCCACCGGAUCCUGCAUUACCUCUACCUGUGUCGGAAGCGUUCUUGCCAUGUGAAGAGCCGAUUCCGAAGGGGGUUUGGCCUAUGCCCCCACCUCCGCCCUCACCUGCAUUGGAUCCCGCAUCACCUCUGCCAGAUCUUGCAGCAGCACCUCCCGAAUCUCCACCUCCACAAUCACCUGCAAAUUUCACUAUCUCGUAUGUGAGAGAAUAUACGCGGCGUCCAUCCUAUCGUCUAUGCAAUAGAUUGGUGCAAGAAGAGAUGGUCAUCACCGUGUACUGGAUCUCUCCAUCAGGAAUUACGAAAGCUCCGAUUGCAACUGCGAAAGUGAAUCUGGCAGGACUGCUGAAUUUACCGUCUGAUAGGUCUAAUCUGGAGAUUAUUGCCUCCUUGACGCCGUAUGUAGAGCCCGUUGAGGCUGCUCCAACUGUAACUCCUGUUGGCAAGGUAAAGAAGGCAGGUCCUACCCCUCCUCCGAAGAAAGGAUCCUCUAAUCCACCACCAGCUGCACCUGUUCCACCUGCGGAGAAUAAACCUCUUCUCCUAGACGGGGCAACUCUGAAAAUUUCUAUGAAUACCAGCACGCCCCUGGUCACCGAAGCUGAUCGCAAGGAUGGUUUUGUGAUGGAGAUCGGUGUCGUGACAAUACGAAAACUACCUCCGAAAGUUCAACAGUAUGGAACGCCAACAGGUGGGGUGCCACAGACCUUCAAUUAUACAGUUGGGUUUCCAAUUCCAGGAUUCACACCAGAUUCAACUUGGUGGAACUCGGUGAACGACGUUGGCGAGGGGGUAGACAAGGCAAGCUUCGGCCUAUUCAAAGCCACGACAGGUUCUGUAAUGCAAGAAGAAGUAAUGGUUCCGAAAGUUUUGGUUCCAGAUGUGGAUCCAUCCGUGGGUCCCUGCGAGCUCAAGAGGCUCCUGUUCGGAAGCGAGGAGGUAAAACCCGAUUGCCACGUCGAGAAUUCCAAGGCGGAUGAGUUCGGGUACCCAGCCGUCGUUCAAGAGGUGCACAACAUCGUGGUAUGGAAGGAAACCGGGAUCAAGAGAUAUCUUACAGGGCAGGGCGCGAACGAGUUGCGAGAGAAUUUACGGAAGAAGAAGAAGUGCAUUCAAGGCACUGUGGCGAGAUAUGUGACGGAAGAGAGCUUCAAUACUUACUGCGAUCCUUUCUUCGACCGCUACCGUGCGACCUUUGAUCUAGACUUGAAGCCGUUCCUUGACAAAGAAGGGUCGACGCGCCAUACCAUUUCCUGUCCAUUGAAGGAUUUCGUUGAAGUUACGGGAGGCACGAUUUGCCUUCGAGAAACGCGACCUUCAAAGGGGAAGCCCGUUGAAGAUGAUUUCGGACCACCUCCGGUUGCUCCUGUGGCUGCCAAAGGCGCACUACCACCACCUCCCGCUGUUCCGUUGCCGAAUGCUUGGGCCGAGAAUGGGUCUGUAAUUUUUGUCACAAUCAAAACGAGUAGCCCCUUUGAGCCCGUGUGGACACCACCUCCCGAACCUGAACUCGAAGUGGAGGAUCUCAUUCCGAAUCGUCCCAAAUGCCUCAACCUGCAUGACGCUGUGAAUGAUUCGACCAAUAAAUUUAAAGAAUUCGUAAAAAUCGCAGCUCAGGACAUCUCCUCCUUGCACAAGAAAGUGCUACAAGGGGAGGAAGUUGGGCAGAUAUUGGGAGAAGAGGCUUUACCGGCCACUAAGUCAAGGAAAGAGAGCGAUGCAGACGUGAGAAGAAAAGUGGUGUGGGAGUUGCACAAGUCAGGCGCGUGGCAAAUGAUGCGUGAUGAAAUGAAGAGCAGAGUACUCAAAAUCGCUGCGGAAAAGUUUAGGCUCGGACAGAAUGAGGCCAUCACGGGUGGAAAGUUCGAAUUCUGCAACUCGUUGUAUAUAAAUCUGAUGGAGGAAAUCCAUACAUGCAUUGCGGAUAUGUUCCUCAAGAAACACAGAAUAGCCAAUGCCUUGGAAGGAUACGUGGAGUUAAGUGAGAAAGAGAAGAAGCUCUUUCUGCUUCGGCAACUUGCAGAUGAGUAUGAGUAUGCUUGUGACUACGGGACCGCCAACAGAUAUCACCAAGAUAGGCUUCUCGGAGACACAAUUCACAACCCCGACAUAUGGUUUGAAUAUGGCUGCUUUGCAUUGCGUAUGAAGACUAAGGGUCGGCCGAGGGAGCGUGGAAAGGCGGAGGAAUGCUUUCGGGAGGCGCUCACACUGGACAAGAAUCAUUUUCUCAGUCUACUGGCGUUGGCUUCCCUCAUGUGGCACCGCAACUACUGCACCCAGUCCGAAAUCCUCCUUCACACAGCCAUUAAUCUCCACACCGAGGAAGAGUGGUUGAGUUGGUGCAUACUUAGCCAAGUGUACAACGCACAGGGGCAAACGGACAACGAAAAGAGCUGUAUCAGGAAGGCAGAGGUCCUUUAUACGUCAUCACAUGGGAAUCGUAACGCAUACACAGCCCCCCAUGUUCUUCUCUCGCCGCUACUCAAAUUCCCCUUCAGUUGUGGACACUUGUUCCUUCAAGAAAACCUUCCCAGUAGCACCGUCUUCUUCGAAACGGGCCUCUUUCUCCUGGACUUGCACCUGCAAAAAGAAGGGAAACAAAUUCUGGACUUAGAAUGUGACGUAUUUUCAACCGCGUUUGAUAACAAAUGGGCACACGCGAAGGUACAUGAACUCAACGAGGAGUAUGCGAAAGCAGAAAUCUGGAUCAAGGAGAACUUGUCCAUUACCCAUGAAGAGCCCAUGUCCUGGCUGUGUUUAGGGCGUAUUCGCUAUUUGAACAAAAAAUACCAGGAGGCAUUAGAAGCUUAUGAGAAGCACAUACGCUACCAAGGAAACAAACAAGUGUACAUGUAUGUUCACCUCGACAUAGGCAACUGCCACCUCCAGCUUGGGAACUACAAUGCGGCCAAGAAGGUGUUUCUCAAGCUCUGUCAAGUAGAACCAACCACAAGCUCCUGGCUCGGUGCCGCUAUCGCAUUCUACAGAACGUGUGAACAUAAGCAUAGCGAGCAAGCAUUGGUGGAAGCAAAUCACAUGGAUAGCAAGAAUCAAAGGGUGUGGGCAUACCUGGCCUUGGUCUGUCUCGCCCUAGACCGAAACGAAGAAGCAGAGAUCUCGUUCCAGCAAUUGCAGAAACUCGAACUGCAUGAUGUUCACUUGCUACUCGAAGUCGCUGAUGGGUUUGCCAAGUGUGGAAACUACCGAGAUGCAGAGGCAGCGGCAAUGGCCGUGAGGAAGGAGGAGGAAGGGCAAGUGUUGGCUAGGUUCAAGUUAGGAGAACUGUAUCACCAACAAGGAAAACUAGAAUGCGCAAAACUGGAAUAUGAGAGCAUCAUGAAGCGGGAAUGCGCCACCGGCGUGGAGAAAAGCGCCGCGGAGGAGCGCUACAACCAAGUCCACGACGCCAUUGCCGCAGCUCGCAUUCCCUCCUCCGAUAGUCGCGUCACCAUUUGAGCUCACCGACACUCGCCCACCGCGGGGCCGGGCCAGGUCGGGUAUUGGCCGGCCCUGGGUGUUACCGAUCCGGUUCUUAUGCCGGGCCGAGCUUUUGUAUUGCGGCGUUUAUUACAGGUUUCAUUUCUUUCAAACCACUUAUAACAUAUUAACUCAAGGGAAAUAGUAUUCUCUUUUCUAGAAGGGGAGACAAAAGGAAUUUAAUGAAAUUUUAGAAAAAUGUAUUUUUUAAAGAAUGUUACAUUGUAGAUGAAAGAUUUAAGAAUGAAGGUGGUAGGUGCAAUACAGAAACUUCGAUUUAGGCCUUACUCAAGAAUUAUUGUUAGAUCUGUUAUCUAAUAAAAAAUAAAUAUAAACAAAUAAAUCCUUCAAAGUUUUGUUUUGAA